CAAGCCCAGCCAAGCCACGAUCCCUUCUCCUUUUGCUUCCUGGCAACAUUCACUGCAAGGGUUAAAUUGCAAUCCGGAUUCCGAGAGAGGCUCGUGGGAGGGUGGCGGAGGCGGCUAAAUUGGGGCGGCCCCUCCCUGCGCAGCCCCCACACCUCCCUCCAAACCUCCCCAACACCCCUCCCCGCAGCAUGAGUGGUCUCCUCCAAGAUGGCUUGGGUAUGGCCCCCACUCCCCCCAAUCCAGACAUUUCUUGCCUUAAGAAAGAAGAAGAAACGGAAGAAGAGGAAACAGAUCAUUCGAGUUAUGCUGAGGUCUGCUCUCCAAAGAUGGAAGAGGAAGACUCAGAUAUCCCUGAAACAGGAAGAUGCCCUGAAGCCUCCCAAAAUGAAAACAGAGAGGGAUUCUGCGAAAGAAAUGGUCAAAAAAUCCUGGGUGUGGACAACACCAACUUAGAAGUAUGGCACCAGCACUUCAGGGAGUUCUGCUACCAGGAAGCCAGAGGUCCCCAAGAGGUUUGCAGCCAAAUCCACAACCUUUGCAACAGUUGGCUGCAGCCAGAAAGACACACAAAAGCUCAGAUCGUGGACCUGGUGGUCCUGGAACAGUUCCUGACUGUCCUGCCCCCAGAGAUGGCGAGAUGGAUCAGAAAACAUGGUGCAGAGACCAGUUCUCAGGUCAUGGCCCUAGCAGAAGGCUUCUUGAGUCUGGAAGAAGGCAAGAAAGAAGAAGAGCCACAGGGUCUGGUGACAUCUGAAGGGAUGGCUGCAUGUUGCACAGAGCAGGAGGGGACCCUGCUGCAUCCAGACCAAAGGGCCCUGCACAGGAAUGCUGGAGAACUGGGGGAAUGUGGCCUCCUUGGGAUGGGUUCCCCACUCCCUCAGAUCCAGGGACUUCUUGCCUUGAAGGAGGGGAAAAGGUUGGCAGAAGAGGAAGGACACUCAAGUGGUGUUGCAGGCUGCUCUUCCAAGAUGGAAGAGGAAGACCCAGCUAACCCUGAAGCAGGAAGAUGCCCUGAAGCUGUCCAUGCUAAGAGCAGUGAGGGAUUUUGGGAAAGAACCAUGCGGAAGAUGCUGGAUGAGGACACCAGCAGCUCAGAUCGGAAGUGCCAAAUACUCAGGCAGUUCUGCUACAGGGAGGCCGAGGGACCCCAAGAGGUUUUCAGCCAACUCUACAAUCUUUGCCUUCAGUGGCUGAAGCCAGAAAGCUGUACAAAAACUCAAAUUGUGGACUUGGUAGUACUGGAGCAGUUCCUGACUGUCCUGCCCCCGGAGAUGGAGAGCUGGGUCAGAGAAUGUGGAGCGGAGUCCAGUUCCCAGGCAGUGGCCCUGGCCGAAGGUUUCCUCCUGAGCCAGGCUGGGGAUAUAAGGCAGGAAGAGCAGGAGACUCCGGUGACCUUGGAUGAAGUAGCUGUGCCUUUCCCCAAGGAGAAGCAGGCUGUGCUGGACCCAGCCCCAAGAGAUCUGCACGCAGAAGCCUUGCUGGCAUACUCGGGGACUGAGGUCUCUUUGGUACGUGCUGGAAGGAAGAGCCAGAAAGAAGAUGGAAAGUGCAUGAAAACGGGAGCAAAGCUGAGGCCAGGGAAGAAACUGGUUCCUUCUGGAGAGGGUGCUAUGCACAAAGUCCAACAGGACUCCAAAACAAGUGAGACACAAUAUAUAUGCUCAGAAUGUGGAAGGAGCUUUAAGGGCAAGAGAGGUCUUGUAAUACAUUUGAGAAUCCAUCCACAUUCAAAGCCACAUAUCUGCUCUGAGUGUGGAAUGAGCUUUAGUCAGAUGAACAAACUUAGUACACAUCAACGAAUUCACAUAAUGGAGAAUACAGUGAGGGAAGCAAGCAAUCCCUCAGCUUCCAAACUCACCACCAUGCCCAAGACCAAAGAGCUGUCGAAGGAUGUCAGGGACAAGGUUGUAGACCUGCACAAGGCUGGACUGGGCUACAAGACUAUCGCCAAGCAGCUUGGUGAGAAGGUGACUACAGUUGGCACAAUAAUUCGCAAAUGGAAGAAACACAAAAUAACUGUCAAUCUCCCUCGGUCUGGGGCUCCAUGCAAGAUCUCACCUCAUGGAGUUGCAAUGAUCAUGAGAACGGUGACAAAGCAGCCCAGAACUACACGGGGGGAACUUGUCAAUGAUCUCAGGGCAGCUGGAACCAUAGUCACCAAGAAAACAAUUGGUAACACACUACGCCGUGAAGGACUGAAAUCUUGCAGUGCCCACCUCCAUGGGGAUAGAUCCAUGAGGUAGAUCUGCCAUUCCCAAGCAAGAAGUUUGUAAAUGUCUCAACUCAUUCAUUUCACGUGACAUAUUGAUGGUAUGGUAAUAUUCCAUGCUCCCUGAUUCUUCAAGUGUUGAGAAGCUCAAGGAGCUGCACAAAAGGUUUUAGAGUGUGUGUCUUUGUGCAAUGCUGGCAUAUUUGCAAAUCUACAUAAAGUGCUGGGGAAGAGCAGGCAGGUGCCAUGACAGACAGGGCGUGUUCUCAAAAAAACCCAGCACAGCUAUCCAUGGCCCCAGUAAGGUUCUUCCUUCCAACCAUUAGCAGAAUAUAGACCUCUUUCCCCAAGCCGGCUCCCUUGCAUCUCCCCAAACUGUUUUGUAGCCUCCUCAGUCUUGGCUCAUUGAAGAAACAUUUUUAGCCAUUAAAAAAACUGCUCUAGAAAGAGCAGCUGACUUUCACUGACUCUCCACACAUCCUUAUAUUUUUGUUGCAUGUUGAGCUUUUUAGAUCGAAUGUGCAUUAAAGAUAUGACAUUUAUUGGUUUGUCAAAGUUCUUACUUUAUAUAUUACCUUACUAAUUUCUGUCUAUAGUAUAUAAAUAUAUAUAUAUUACUGUACUAACUACUAACUCUAAUAAAUGCAUAUUUAUGUUGA
This is a messenger RNA of Hemicordylus capensis (graceful crag lizard), 2868 nucleotides long. RefSeq names its product zinc finger protein 397-like. The record is from RefSeq and is a predicted model, not a curated record. The transcript has 6 exons. Gene Ontology annotation, molecular function: DNA binding. Bases 189 to 2243 code for a protein of 684 amino acids. Lineage: Eukaryota; Metazoa; Chordata; Lepidosauria; Squamata; Cordylidae. Gene Ontology annotation, biological process: DNA transposition; DNA integration.